UUGAUUUUUAGUUUAGAUCUUUUUCUUAUUGUGAGGAUAGGAAUGAUAACUUCUAAAACUCUUUACAUGUCAGAAGUUUCUGCUCAGCUUUAACUUUUGAAACCCUCCGCACCUUUGCUUCUAUUCAAGUCCAGAGCAAGUAGCAAGACGACUGGUCAUGCCCUCAGAGCACCACAUGUAGAAGGCACAAAUGUUAUUAAGAUGGAUUUUAAAGAAAUGCUUUCUAAACAUUUGUUACAAUUACAUGCGAGUAGCAUAUUCACAGAUACAGCAGCUGGUUACCAAAGAUGGUUGGACUAAGGGAGGUCAAAUUCAUUCAUUUGUUCCAGAAAUAUUUACUGAGCACCUACUGUGUGCUAAAUACCGUUACAGGUCUGCAGUACAGUAAUGAACAAAAUAGAUUAAAAUGUACACUCUUAGCUUACAAGCUAGUUGGAGAACAUAGGUGAUAAGUAGGUAAAAUGUUCUGUAUAUCAGAUGGUGAGAAGUGUGAUGGAGAAAAAUAAAUCUGGGCAGGGGAGAGGGAGUUCAAGGGGUGGAAGCAAGGGAAGGGAAUGCAUUAUUAGGUAGGGUGGUCAAGGAAGGUCUCCCUGAAAACAUCCCCUUUGAGUAGACACCUGUCUACUUGUCUGGCAAUGAGAGAGGAAAAGUAACCAUUACAGGUUGAAAAGGAAGAAAUAAAACUGUCUUGUUCUCAGAUGACCUGAUUGUCUAUGUAGAUAAUCCCAAAGAAUCAACAAAAACAACAAAAAUCCUGGAACUAAAUGUAAAUAUGCUGGGAAGAACAUUUCAGCAGAGGAACAGCCAGCGUGGAAGUCUGUGAGUUUGAUGCAUUCUUGAUAAUGAAAGAUGGUUUGCAAGAGGAACCAGAUUACACUGGGCCCUGUUUUUAUGCUGAGGGCAAGAUGGCAGCAGAUGAGGGUGCACGGGACACCUUGCGGCUCCAGUUCAAGGCCAUGCAGGAGAUGCAGCACAAAAGGUUGCAGAAGCAGAUGGAGAAACAGAGGGAAAAGGAACGGAGCCUCGAAAGCAAAGUUGAUGACCAAAAAGAGCCCUUGGAGAUCUCGGAUGGCCUCAGCCUUCUCCAAGCUGGGGAGCAAAACUCAAAAAACAGCUUCGAGCAGAGGAUGCUUGAAGAGGAGAUCACACACCUUCGAGAGCAGCUCAGGGAGACAGUGGAUGAAAAUGGGCGAUUAUAUAAGCUGCUGAAGGAAAGGGACUUUGAAAUCAAACAUCUCAAAAAGAAAAUAGAAGAGGACAGAUUUGCCUUCACAGGGACAGCUGGUCUGGCUGGGGAUGUGAUCGCCACCAAAAUCGUCGAGCUGUCCAAAAAGAACCGGGCGCUGAUGGCAGAGUCAGAGGGUGCGAAAACCAGAGCGAAGCAGCUGAACAAUCGCAUCCGGGAGCUGGAGCGGGAACUGCAGGCGGCCCAGGCCAGGCUACCAGCCAAGGCGGCCACCGACGUGGGAGCCAAGGCGCCGAGGGCUCAGAUGGGAGACAGAGCCUUGCCGGAGACCCCAGAGGUGAAGGUCUUGCAGGACAGGCUGGCAACCACAAACCUGAAGAUGAGUGAACUCCGCAACAAGAUCCAGUCUGUGAAGCAAGAGCUCCGGAUGGCCCAGAAGGUUUUGACCAGUGAGGUUGGGGAAGAUGUGAAUGUCCAGCAGCUCCUGUCCUCUCCUGGGACCUGGAGGGGUCGGGCUCAACAAAUUCUCGUUCUGCAAAGCAAGGUUCGUGAGCUUGAGAAGCAGUUGGGACAGACCCGGAGCCAGUCUGCAGGAACGUCCAGUGAUGAGCCGUCUGUCUAUCCAGACCCAAGGAAGCUGUCUGCACAGGAGAAAAACCUGCUGAGGAUCCGCAGCCUGGAAAGGGAAAAACAGGAGGGCUGGGAGAAACUUGUGGGGGAGCGGGAUGGCCUCCAGAGAGAGCUUGAAGAACUGAAAAAGAAGUUUGAGGGCAUGAGGUCCCGGAACAAGGUGCUAUCAAGCGAAGUGAAGACGCUGAGGAGUCAGAUGGGGACCCUGGUGGAGAAGGGCAGGCAUGACGAUGAGCUCAUCGACGCCCUCAUGGACCAGCUGAAGCAGCUGCAGGAGAUCCUGGGCAGCCUGAGUCUACAGGAGGAAAAGACACGGGCAUCCCAGCUCCGCCUGGACCAGCAGCUCAACAGUGAGGCUCAGCGGAACAGCAGCCUUGUUGCCCAGUUGCAGGCCAUGGUGGCCGAGAGGGAGGCCAAGGUGCAGCAGCUGGAGCUGGAGAUUGGGCAAUUGGGUGUGCAGUAUCUUCGGAAUAAAGGAGUGGGCGAGGGGUCCGGUGGGCCUGAGGUCAACCCUGCCUACACUAAGUUCCUGGAGGACCCGGGCCAGACCAAGUCCCCGGCCUCAGCAGGUGAUCACGUUGGCAGGCUUGGAUCUUCUCGCUCGGUGACCAGCCUGGGCCACACGCUGGUGGAAUCUGCUCUCACGUGGCCUUCUCUGCCCAGUCCUCAUGGGGCCUCAGCCAGGUUCUCGGACUCCCCAGAACAAAAGGGCUGGCAGGCACAAGUGACAGAGUUCAAGGCCCUCUGGCAGGCUGCUGAGGUGGAGCGCGACCGGCUCACCGAGUUUGUCACUGUCCUACAGAAACGGGUGGAGGAGAGCAACAGCAAGCUUCUGGAAUCAGAGAAGAAGCUGCAGGAAGAACGGCAACGCACCGUGGUGCUGGAGCAACACCUGGAGAAGAUGCGCCUGGAGCCUGGGAGGACGUCAGUCUGUCAGAGAGCAGCCCCCAGGAGCAAAGCAGGUCUGCCCACCUCCAACACCAGGCACAACCCGAACGGGAGUGAAAGGAAGGACCCCUCCUUCACCCAGCUCUCCAACGUGCCCAUGGAAUCACAGAUGGAGGAGCUGACCACCAGGCUGGCCAUCCAGGCGGAGGAGAAUGAGAUGCUGAAGGCUGCCCUGGGCAGCGCCCUGCGUGGCAAGGAGGAGGACUUCCGUAUGUACCACGAGACCCUGGGCCAGGUGAAAGGGGUCUUCCUGCAGGCCCUGCGGCAGCAGAAGGUGGACAAGCACUAGGACGGUGGCUCAGUGUCAGCCUGGCUGGACGAGGCAGCCUUAGGCUCUGAGACGAUGAGGCUCUGUCGACGCCAUCUGCUCUGGCAGCCAACCUGGGGCAACCAGCUCAGCCCCUUCUCCCAGAAGAGUUUCCCCGAGGGUGGCCAAAGCCAACAUCUCAGACCAGGAGGGCAAAGGAAAAACCCCGGUUGAGCCCUGACGGAGACCCUGGACAGGCGUGGAUACGGCAGGGGAGGAGGCCCAGCUGCCUGCUCAGCACCGGCGUGAGCUCUUGGACGACAAGCCGGCUGUGAACAGACGGCGGUCCCCUGGGCAGGUGCUCACCACCCUUGUCCUAGGACCUAGCUGGGAGUCCCUGUCUGCCCACAUGGCUCCAUAUGCACAGGCCAGCCCUUCGUGCUCCAGCUGGGAGCGUCCCUCAGGCCAACCAGCCCCCCCACACACCAGGGCAUAUACCCCCCAUUCUCCCCUCCAUGGCUCCAUCCGUGGCCACCCCCAACCUUUGCAGCCUUGGGGACAUGUGCUCCCAGCCACUUUGUCAGCCUGCUCUCCAGGGGUCUUCCUUAGAUGCAGACCCUCAGACUUGUAAUAAUAAUGAUUAUUUUCAUAGUCGCCACAAGUCCUAGUGAGUGAGCAUCUGUUGUGGAAACCUGACCCCAUCUAGUCCUUUAGUAACCCAAGGAUUUGUCACCCUAUUUUGCAAAUGAAGAAACUGAGGCUUAUAGAAAGAAGCUGGGCUAACAUUUAACCCUCCAGUUGAGCAAUUAGCCAGGACGGGAGUGCCACCCCCCUCAGCCAGCUGCUCCGGGGGUCACCUCCGUUUGCUUCCAAAAAGGCUGCCUCUAGUGGAUGCUGGUGGUGGAGGGCAGGUAUGGAGCUGGGCAGGAGCUCCAGGCAGGAGGAUUCCGAGGCAGCGAGCCCAGGCAAAGGCAUGGUGUUCCUCCCUCACGACCACACAGGGGAGCGCUGGGAGGGCUGCGGCAGGAGAGCCCCCAGGUCCCUCUGUAACUGUCACAGGGUCACUCCCUGCUUCACUGCACUUACGGCCAUGGGGAGGGGUGGCCCUAAGGAAAGCCAUCCACAGCCACACACACCGACCAGACCCCCUGGCCACACCUGUGUGCACACAGGCCCACACAAAGGCACAGAUGCACACAAAUACCUACACCUGGGAGUACGCAGCCAUACGAGAGCGGCGUUCA
Molecule: messenger RNA, 4255 nt
Organism: Panthera uncia (snow leopard)
Lineage: Eukaryota; Metazoa; Chordata; Mammalia; Carnivora; Felidae
Gene: CCDC13
Product: coiled-coil domain containing 13
Exons: 16
Coding region: 843-3053 (736 amino acids)
Biological process (GO): non-motile cilium assembly; cytoplasmic microtubule organization
Cellular component (GO): centriolar satellite
Source: RefSeq, a predicted model, not a curated record